Messenger RNA from Saprolegnia parasitica CBS 223.65, 480 nucleotides. RefSeq lists its product as hypothetical. The record is from RefSeq and is a predicted model, not a curated record. Bases 1 to 480 code for a protein of 159 amino acids. The transcript is spliced from 3 exons. Lineage: Eukaryota; Oomycota; Saprolegniomycetes; Saprolegniales; Saprolegniaceae.
AUGGACAUCCCUUGGCAGAUUGCGAUCCCAACAGUCAACGAGGCUGGCGCCCCCGUCGUCGUCGUGCGUGACAAGUCGAUGGACGAGAAAAAGUCGGGGCCGUACCAAAACACGGAAUUCUACAAGGAUGGCAACCACAUCCCGCUGCGCAACAAGCGACCCAAGUACGACGAGAAGGCGCGCGGCCACGUCCUCAACUUUAACGGCCGCGUCACCAUGUCGUCGGUCAAGAAUUUCCAGCUCCAAUGCGACGGACACGGCGACGACGACGACGUGACGCUGCAGUUUGGCCGCGUCUCGUGCCAGCCCCCCGGCCCGAACGACCAGUGUUCGUGCCACAAAAACGUCUUUACGCUCGACUUUAAGCACCCGCUCUCGGCCACCCAAGCCUUUGCGAUCUGCCUCGCGGCCAUGGACGGCAAACUCGCCGACUCCAAGUCGUUCGAGACGCUUAGCGACCUUGCCAAGCGAACGCUAUAG